CAAGGCCCCCAGACAGGCGGCGCAUUCGUCGAACGCAUCGCAGUCGAGCCUCAGAACUGCGCUGGAUACUAAACACAUAGUAUAUAGAUCGCUGUCGAGAAACGCUGCUUGCGCGAUCUGUAGAGUGAUUUAAGAAGCAUGCUCUCUCUACUGCGCUGCGCAACAAGCAGAACGGGCGCGGCUCGACCGGGCGCGGCUCAUGCAGCACGGCCGCGCGCGUCGCGCGCCGCGCCAGCGCAGCAGCGCUGCUACGCGUCGUCGACGGACGUCGAGCACCGCGUGCGGGCGACGAGCGUGUCGCACCUCGACCUCGUGGAGAUCGACCGCUACCUCUUCCGCGCGCCGCGCGAGCAGCUCUGGGUGCCGCCGGGCGGCCGAGGAGUAUUUGGUGGGCAAGUCAUGGGCCAGGCGCUGCGGGCCGCGACGCUCGCGUUGGAUGGCGACGAGGCCUGGCGCUGCCACAGCAAUCAUAGCUAUUUCGUCAACGCCGUCGAUCCGUCGCGCGACGUGCUGUACCGCGUCCGCGAGACGUCGACGCGGCGCUCCUUCGCGACGCGGUCCAUCGACGGGAUCCAGAACGGCAGCGUAAUUUUCAAGAUGAUCGCGAGCUUCAACGUGGACCGCAGCCUGCCGAGCGACGCGCCUCCUCCACAACACCAGGACGCCGUGCCCGAGGGUAUACCUUCGCCGGAGAGCCUGCCCUGCUACCGCGACGACAUUCAUAAAGCGCUGGAGCGGCUCCCCGCGGACAGCCCCUUCCAGAGCUGGUUUCGCCAGAAGCUCGAGAGCCCCGUCGACGUGCGCUACUGCGAGCCACCGCCGGACCCCCUCGACGCCGCGCCGGCGCCGCGGCCGCCGUCGCGAUUGAUGUGGGUCAAGGUGAGCCGGCCCAUCGACCCCGAGGCAGACAAGGGCAACAUCCACCAGUGCCUCGCGGCCUACAUCUCCGACGGGCCGCUCCUCUCGGUCGCGCUCCAGCCGCACGGGCUCCAGUUCCCGUCGACGCGGCUCGGCGCCGUCGCGUCGCUCGACCACUCCAUGUGGUUCCACGCGCCCUUCCGCGCCGACGAGUGGAUGUUGUACGACAUGCGCUCGCCGAGGCUCGUCGACUCGCGGGGGCUGAUUUUUGGGUCGGUUUACCAGGACGACGUGCUCGUUGCGACCGUCGCGCAGGAGGGACUUCUCCGCCUGAAGAGGGACUAGGAUGUGUAAUAAUGAUUU
This is a messenger RNA of Pelagomonas calceolata, 1221 nucleotides long. The record is from the annotation of a GenBank genome assembly. NCBI's taxonomy places the organism in Eukaryota, Pelagophyceae, Pelagomonadales, Pelagomonadaceae.